Molecule: messenger RNA, 933 nt
Organism: Cryphonectria parasitica EP155
Lineage: Eukaryota; Fungi; Ascomycota; Sordariomycetes; Diaporthales; Cryphonectriaceae
Product: proline-specific peptidase
Exons: 4
Coding region: 1-933 (310 amino acids)
Biological process (GO): proteolysis
Molecular function (GO): peptidase activity
Source: RefSeq, a predicted model, not a curated record
AUGCAGGAGGUGCCAAAUGCUGGAAAGCCAUGUAAAACGUGGUACAAGAUUCUCGGCAGCCUUGAGUCCACCACAGGUCCAGUCCUCAUAGCGCUCCAUGGUGGCCCUGGCGCCGGGCAUGAGUAUUUGUUGCCUCUGGCUGAUCUCUAUAAGCCGUACGGCAUUCCCACGGUCCUCUACGACCAGAUUGGCUGUGGUCAUUCUACGCAUCUCCGCGAAAAGAUGGGAGAUACUGAAUUCUGGUCUUUUGAUCUUUUCAUCAAGGAGCUGGACAACCUGGUCGAUCACCUAAAGCUGAGGGGAAAGGGCUUCUUCCUACUUGGUCAAAGCUGGGGUGGCGUUCUUGCGGCCUCAUAUGCUAUGAGCGGCCGCCAGGGCGAGAGUCCAGCUGGGUUGAGGAAAUUAGUCAUCGCGAGCGGGCCUUCGAGCAUCCCGCUGUAUGAAAAGGGUCUGAAAGGACUGCUCGCUAAGCUGCCAGCCGACGUUCGCAAAACGCUUGAAGACUGCGAUAAAAGAGGCGACCAUGAAAGUGAAGAAUUCCAGAAGGCAUCCAAGAUCUUCAAUGCACACUAUGUCUGUAAUUUGGACCCCUUACCAGAAGAGAUUAUGGCUGGUUUUAAGAAUAUGCAAGACGAUCCUACUGUCUAUCUGACGAUUCAAGGUCCAGCGGAAUUCGUCAUUGUUGGCUCUAUCAAAGGUUGGGAAGGUUGGAAGGAGGCACACAAAAUCGAAGUUGAAACACUUCUUAUCAAUGGCAAGAAUGACGAAGUCACAAACCUCAGCAUGUAUCCGUGGUUCAAGGCGAUUACAAAGGUGAGAUGGGUUACCCUGGAUGGCAGCCACAUGUCACACUGGGAGGAUAGGGCCCGUUACAUGCAAGAGCUUGGUGACUUCUUGGUGAGCACGGCCCCAGAAGAGAGGACCGAACUUUGA